AUCUAUAACUUUAAUGAGAAGAGCUUGGGAAAUUACCUUACUCGUUUUAUUAUGAUGUUGGGUAAGGACCUGGAUCUCUGAGCAGCGCCACCGCCGGCAGAAAUUGUAACUAAAAUUUGCUCAAAGUGUUUGUUUCCAAAAAUUCUUGCUCCUUUUGAAGUACUUCUGUGAAAACUAUGGACGUUUUUCACUAAUACGUGAACUUUUAAAUCUGUUUCUGACUGUUGGAUCGUCCCACAUUUGGGACGCAGACAAAAAACAUUGUGCCAGUCCAUGUCUUACUUCUGCUAAAUAUUAGCUUAAAUGUGAGUGUGUAAUUAAUUGGUAGUGUGUGUUGGUGGCACAGUUGCUGCGCACCCCGAUCUUUUCGUGGAUUCAAAUCCUGUCUUGAGUUUUAUGUCCACUAAAAUAAAAUGUCAAAAAUGUCAUUUUACUGUAGUGAAGCAAAAGCUAGCAGUAAAAAGCUUCAGAGAGUUGCGAUGACGGUUAAUCCAAAAGGAAUAUUAAUAUCUGAUCUAAAUUCUGGAGAAACGCAAUCAAAUUUUUCUAUUUAUAGGAUAUCUUUCUGCUCGGCGGAUGCGAAUUACGACAGAGUGGUCGCAUUCAUUGCCACGAACAAAAAUGAGACGUACGAGUGCCAUGCAUUUCUCUGUUCCAAACGAAAGGUGGCACAGGCGGCAGCCCUCACCAUAUCCCAAGCUUUUAACAUCGCAUUUGACAUCUGGGAACAUGCACAGGGGGAAAAGCUUAACCAAACUAGUAAUCAGGAUAAAGAAUCUGCAGAAAAUAAAACAAAGGAAUCGAGUUCCGAAAGUAAUAAUGGUCCCGAAAGAAAUAAUCAAAUUACGUUAAUAGAUUUUAAUAACGAAUCAGAAACCGUAACAAACGAAACAAUGAGGAAAUUGGGCUUCGACCAUGACAUGAAUCUCAAUGACAGUUUUUCUACACUGGCACAGUCGCGAUCUCAUCCCAUGUUUAACACAAACUACAAGACGGAAGACCUGAAAAACUUGGAACAGUUCGUGCAGAAUCAAGGAGAAAGCUGUGAUAUGGACCCGUUCAUGGAAGAACAGACGGACGACCUGUUGAGUCUGUAACCGGCCGGGCCGACGUUUCGGUGAAGGAAAUAAUGUCUACCAACUUCGGUUACGUUAAUUUGUAAUUUCCACGAACACAUAAAUUCGAACCAAGUUUCGGAGGACAUAUCUAUAAAAGGAAAGGUGCAUAAACGUUUUAUUCUUUUUUUGCCAUAUAAUGAAAAUAAUUUUGUGAAUUGUCUUACUUUAAAGUGGUAUGUUGUUGUGUUUUUUUUCUUUCUUUAUUGUCCAGAAAAUGCACAAUAAUAAAAAAAUUUCUCUCUUAUCAAGUGAACAUUUCACAU
Molecule: messenger RNA, 1381 nt
Organism: Centruroides sculpturatus (bark scorpion)
Lineage: Eukaryota; Metazoa; Arthropoda; Arachnida; Scorpiones; Buthidae
Product: low density lipoprotein receptor adapter protein 1-B-like
Exons: 6
Coding region: 414-1097 (227 amino acids)
Source: RefSeq, a predicted model, not a curated record